This is a messenger RNA of Exophiala viscosa, 1921 nucleotides long. RefSeq lists its product as uncharacterized. The transcript has a single exon. Gene Ontology annotation, biological process: transcription initiation at RNA polymerase I promoter; nucleolar large rRNA transcription by RNA polymerase I. Gene Ontology annotation, molecular function: RNA polymerase I general transcription initiation factor activity; rDNA binding. Gene Ontology annotation, cellular component: RNA polymerase I upstream activating factor complex. The record is from RefSeq and is a predicted model, not a curated record. Bases 194 to 1867 code for a protein of 557 amino acids. NCBI's taxonomy places the organism in Eukaryota, Fungi, Ascomycota, Eurotiomycetes, Chaetothyriales, Herpotrichiellaceae.
AUGUUUGAGACUUCUACCCCUAUAGGUAUCCUCCACCUUGAAACACUGCAUUUGCAUUCUGUUUUCGGCGGUUUUUUUUUUGGCGCGCGAUACUGCCACAGAAGCAACUUUCAUCGUACCGCAAGGAACAGGAUCACGUCGUUAUCGUGUGGUCGACAGCAUCAGGCCAUGUCACGAAGAAGAAAAAUAAACAAUGGACGUUCACGACAAUGUCAACCAGGCUGACGCCCAUGGUCAGGCAACCCUGAUGGAGGGCAACAACGACGUACUCAACCACGUACGCGGGAAACCAUCUACACCUAUGCAAUCUCAUGAACGGAAAUGGAGCCGACUUCGAAAGCAUUAUAGCGACCAGUAUCUUGACUUGUUCAAGAAGACUUUCGAGGGCAAUGAGGAGGAAUACUCAGUCGACGACUUUGAUCAAUCUCAGCUCGGAGCUGUAGUUUGGGACCCAGCUGAAAAGUCACGGUUCUUCGACGUGAUUUCUAGAAAAGGUCGACAUGACUUGCGAGCUAUCUCUGGGGCGGUGCAGUCAAAAUCCGAAAUCGAAGUCAAGGCUUAUAUCGAUCAGCUGCGCGAACAGGAGACCGACAGGCAGCUCUUCAAACCUCAGACGAAAAACGUCUCGCAUGUUGAGAUCCCCGCUACGUUUGAGAUUAGUCGUGAAUGCGAAGCUGUAAUUGAUCAGGCCGCAGAAGCACUGGCAGCGUUCCAGGAGCAGUUCGACUUUGCUGUUGGUCAGCGUAUGAACCCUUUGUGGCUGAUUGAUGCUGCAACAGCUUCUGGGGUAGAUCAGACUACCGACGGGCAGGAACUUGCAAGCAAUACCUCAGAGGAAGCGGGCGGACCCGAUGUUACACUGUCCGUGGAGGCUUGUCAGUUCUUUCACCUCUCAGCUUUCCUGACCCUGAGCGAGCGAUUCUUCAUGAACCAAAGCGCCAGUCAAGCUACUGGCGAAACCGAACAGGUUGAGGAUGAUCAAGGGCCUGCGAUGACCAUAGAAGUCGUGUCGGAUUUCUACAAUUUGGUGACGAGUUUUACCAGGAGGCUAGUUCAAACAUGCAUUUUUCUGGGUAAGUCCCGGAUACGGUCCUCAGCGUCGGCUCAUUACAGACCUGGUGGUCUUGUCAAGCCGGAAGAUGUGUCAGCUGCUCUGGCUGUUCUUGGGAUCACGAGUAGCUCGACAGAGUUUUGGGCCAAAGUGGCAAGGAGAAAUGGUCUGUCGGUCGUGGACGGCGGUCAUAGGAAGGGAGCCAGUACUACAGCCCUGAUGCCAUAUGACGACGUCGAAGAAAUACUGUUGAACCCAAGGAGAGGAAGAUCAAGGUCGCUGCAGAGUCAGGUUUCCUCGGCAGAUUCCCUGGCUUCGGACGACGAAGAGAAAGACAGCUAUAGCGAUGACGAGGCCAGCGAAGAGGAUGAAGAGAAGUCUUCGGAGGCUCCUCGGUCAGAUGACGACGACAGUGAUGAAAGCGACACAGAUUCCAGAGAUGGACAUGAACAUGACCUCCCGACGGAAAAGAGGCCAUCCAUACCAAUGUCAAAGCAGCAAAGGGUCGAACUGCUGGAACAAGAACAAGAUGAAUACAUGGAACGACUGGAUCGAGAAGCUGGGAGACAAGAGGAAGCACGGCUGAUGCAGUCCCUUGGUCUUCCUGAAGAGAAGGAUUUGAAAGAAGAAGACUUCGAAUUAGGCCGUCGCCCAAAAGUGCUGAGGAAGAGUGUGGAGGAGUGUAUGGGAUGGUCAGGCGUGUAUCAGGCUCAAUGGGAAGGCGGUGAUGGGACUGUGCCUGCAGAAGCAUUUGCAGAGGUUGGCUCACGCAGGAAGAGAAGGAAGCUAGGUCACGAAAGUCUUGAGGAUGUUUGAACAGUCUGUACCCAUGGAAGUCGCUGUGAACAACCCCUAUCUCUCUGCAAUCCU